Monoraphidium neglectum is the source of this 555-nucleotide messenger RNA. RefSeq lists its product as hypothetical. NCBI's taxonomy places the organism in Eukaryota, Viridiplantae, Chlorophyta, Chlorophyceae, Sphaeropleales, Selenastraceae. The transcript has 6 exons. The coding region runs from base 1 to 555 and encodes 184 amino acids. The record is from RefSeq and is a predicted model, not a curated record.
AUGCCAGUUCUCAGCCUGUCCGCAUCGCAGGGCGAUGGCGAGGGCCAAAACGAGAUGAACGCGUCCAUGGAUUUGCUGCGCAAGACGCUGGUUGCAUUCCAGGACAAGGCGGACAACAUCCGCGUGUUCUUCCCGGAUCAAAUGGAGCUGGCGGUUGCACGGUCGGGGCAGACCUCCGACCCCAACGCUGGGCGCGCCGCCUUGGACCCAAAGUUUGAAGACAACACGCGGUUCAAAUUCGGUUACCUGACGAAGCAGAACGCCGCCUGGGCCGCCUUGGGCAUCAACAUUUUCGGCUCCAAGUUCACGCCCGUUGAUCUGGUCAAAGACACCGACGAAAUGUUUGUCGUGGCUUACCCCUCCUUCAACCCGCGGGAGGAGCUGUCGGCCACCUACCAGCUCUACCAGGGGGCAGCAGAGCCCACCGGAAGGCCGCUGGUGGUGUUCAAUGGGGAGCUGGACAGGAUCCGCGGCGGUUACUACCCCUCGUUUGCAUUUGGGGAGCUGUCCAAGCUAUCUAAGGACUUCAUACCCAAGGUGGUGUUGGUGUCUUGA